AUGGGCACGUCGGGUUCCAAUCUCCCGCCACAAUAUAGGUCUACGGGGGGAUCAGUAUAUUCAAGCAGUGUAGAAUGGAAACCCGGCGAGUUGCAAAGAGAUGUUUUGAAUGGAAGUGCCUGCAUUCUGAAAUGUCUUGGUGCAUUGGACGGCACAAUGAUUUCAGCUGCUGCACCAGCUCAUCUUUCAAAUGCAUAUAGAAAUCGUUAUAAUCGGAUUGCACAAAAUGUUUUAUGCUUAUGUGGCUUCGAUAUGAAGUUCACAUUUGUGUAUACUGGAUGGGAAGGCAUAGCCCAUGAUGCACAAGUUUUUCUGGAUGCCCUGAGUCGAGCGCGAAAUGGAUUUCCAUGGCCAGAUCCAGAAUAUUAUUAUCUUGUUGAUUCAACAUGUCCUUGCAUUGAGAAGUUUAUGCCGCCAUAUCCACGAGAGAGGUAUCAUAUAUCUGCUCGUUAUGGUGCCCGUCAAUUCCGAGGUUAUAAAGAUUAUUUUAACUUUCGUCAUUCAUCGCUGCGCAAUGUUAUCGAGCGCACAUUCGCGUUGUUGAAAAACCGGUUUCAUAUAUUGGAAGCAAUGCCUCGAUAUCGCCUAAACAGGCAAGGGAUGAUCGUGACUGCAUGUUGUACAGUGCACGACCUGAUUAAAACGGUGACGCUGAAUGUUAAGUUCAUUCAGCAUGCAUUGGGGCUUCAAUUCAAUGGGGAAAAUAUGCCUGGGGGAGAGGACGUGGGCUCGACAGAAGAAGUGGUAGACAUGUCCCAUGAGUCAGCCGGAGCUAUGGCUGCACAAAGAGAUGGGAUUGCGAUUCCUAUGUGGGAGAACCGGAAUGGGGGAUGA
Messenger RNA from Juglans microcarpa x Juglans regia, 834 nucleotides. RefSeq lists its product as uncharacterized. Lineage: Eukaryota; Viridiplantae; Streptophyta; Magnoliopsida; Fagales; Juglandaceae. Bases 1 to 834 code for a protein of 277 amino acids. The record is from RefSeq and is a predicted model, not a curated record. The transcript has 3 exons.